Molecule: messenger RNA, 7310 nt
Organism: Poecilia reticulata (guppy)
Lineage: Eukaryota; Metazoa; Chordata; Actinopteri; Cyprinodontiformes; Poeciliidae
Gene: ptpn4a
Product: protein tyrosine phosphatase non-receptor type 4a
Biological process (GO): protein dephosphorylation
Cellular component (GO): cytoplasmic side of plasma membrane; cytoskeleton; cytoplasm
Molecular function (GO): cytoskeletal protein binding; protein tyrosine phosphatase activity
Source: RefSeq, a predicted model, not a curated record
AGAGAGAGAGAGAGAGAGAGAGAGCGAUCAGGGAUCGCUGACAACAACGGGCUGGCUCAUGCUGGAAAAGUCAGAAACGCAACAUUUUCUCUCUCUGUGAUCCGACAGUUUUCAACUCCAACCUUCUUCUCUUUCUGACAGCACAUUGUAUGUUUUCUUCGCUCGCUUUGGGACUGCAUUUCUCAUUCCGUCUGCCUGAAAUGACUGGAUAGGGACCGCGUCUAGCCAAUGCUUGCUGCAGGGGCUUCUGUCUUGUGGAUUAUCCGUCGUCGUCGUCGCCGAGCAAGUCGUACGGUCGAGCCCGGAGGAGGCCCCGCUCUGCUGGAUGGAUGUGUGUGAGGCGGCGCGGUGAUAAUGAUGCUGCUGCUCGGCUUUCAUCGGCACUGGGUCAACUGAUCUUGGAUGUCCGGGCUACAUCGCCCCCCGUACACGAACCAUUUUCUCCCACAGCAACACUUUAAUUCCUUAAAAACUGGACGCCCCUGGAGCAGUUUAUGACGAGCCUGGUAGGAGCGUGAUGAGCGCGCGCUUCCGCUUGCCUGCUGGCAGAUCCUACAAUGUCCGGGCGACGGAGCUGGAGCGAGACAGGCAGCACACACAGGUUGUGUGCAACGUGCUGCUGCUGGACAACACUGUGCAGGCGUUCAAAGUCAACAAGUCGGAUCACGGCCAGGUGCUGCUGGACGUCGUGUUUAAGCACCUGGAGCUGACCGAGAGAGACUACUUUGGCCUGCACCUGGCUGAUGAUGGCUCAGACACACCACGCUGGCUGGAUCCCAAUAAGCCCAUCAGGAAACAGUUAAAAAGAGGGUCUCCACAUAACCUGAGCUUCAGAGUCAAAUUCUUUGUAACUGAUCCGAGUAAACUUCAGGAAGAAUACACACGGUACCAGUAUUUCCUUCAGAUCAAGCAGGAUAUAUUAACUGGAAGAUUGCCCUGUCCUCACAACACAGCUGCGCUGCUGGCAUCCUAUGCUGUUCAGUCCGAGUUGGGGGACUACAGUGAAGCGGAGCAUUCUUCCGGCUACCUGUCCGAAUUCUGCUUCAUCCCAAACCCCCCACAAGACUUCCACAAAGAGGUCUCCAAACAUCACCAGCAGCACAGCGGUCUAUCUCCUGCCCAGUCGGAGUUUAAUUAUCUGAACACAGCACGCUCGCUGGAGCUCUACGGGGUGGAGCUGCACUAUGCAAGGGACCAGAGCAACGCAGAGAUUCUGAUUGGGGUGAUGUCCGCUGGCAUUGUGGUUUACAAGAACAGGGUACGGAUCAACUACUUCCCAUGGUUGAAAAUAGUGAAAAUCUCCUUCAAGUGCAAACAGUUUUUCAUCCAGCUGAGAAGAGAGGCGGCAGAGACUCGGGAGACACUGCUGGGCUUCAACAUGGUCAACUACCGGGCCUGUAAGAACCUGUGGAAGGCCUGCGUAGAGCACCACACCUUUUUCAGGCUGGAGCGGCCCAUCCCCCCACAGAAAAACUUCUUCGCUCACUACUUCAGCCUGGGCUCAAAGUUCAGAUACUGUGGGAGGACAGAAGUGCAAUCUGUGCAGUAUGGAAAGGAGAAAGGGAUCAAGGACAGAGUUUUUGCCAGGUCUCCCAGCAAGCCAUUGGCGAGGAAGUUGGUGGGCGGGACCGACUGGGAGUCGGUGAGCAGGAACAGCCUAUCAGACGAGAGACUGGAAACCCAAAGCCUGCCCACACGUUCGCCACCUGGAACGCCGAACCAGAACUCGCUGUUUGUCCAAGACGGCACACGGCUACGCCCGUCGUCGGUUGGCCACCUGGUGGAUCAUGUGAUCCACGCUUCGCCCAGCCUACCUGUCUUCUCCUCCAAUCACAAGUCGGCGUCGUCCACGCAGGCCAACAGCAUCAGCCUGGACUCAACACCGUCUCCCGAUGGGGUAGAUGGCCAGCCUCCRGCUCUGCCCCCGAAGCAGCUGAGCAGGAAAACACUGAGCCAGAUCAUCCAGGCCCAUUCGCAGCAGAGCCUCCUGGACAACCACCUCAACGAGAUGUACGACGUUCCCGUCAACGCCGACAAAACCACGCUGAACGGAGUCGUCCCACACGAUAAUCUGGUCCUGAUCAAGAUGAGGCCCGAUGAACACGGACGUUUCGGCUUCAAUGUCAAGGGUGGAGCUGACCAGAAGAUGCCCAUCAUUGUGUCMAGAGUGGCUCCGGGAACCUCRGCCGACCUCUGCGUGCCUCGCCUUAACGAAGGGGACCAGGUGGUUCUAAUAAAUGGGCGGGACAUCUCUGACCACACCCAUGACCAGGUGGUGAUGUUCAUCAAGGCCAGCUGUGAAAGCCACUCUGGAGAACUCAUCCUACUGGUCAGGCCGAAUGCCAUCUACGACGUAGUGGAAGAGAAGGUCGACUCCGAGCCGGAAUUUCAGUACAUCCCAGAGAAGUCCCUGCAGGAUCCCACCCAGCUCGACCAACAUGCCUUGAGGGACUCCAUGGUGACUCUGAAGGAAGGCCUGAGUAGUGGAGCCAUUCUGGCUCAGUUUGAUCAACUGUACAGGAAGAGGCCGGGGAUGACCAUGCUGUGUGCCAAAUUACCUCAGAACGUUUCCAAAAAUCGCUACAGAGACAUCUCCCCAUAUGAUGCCACACGGGUCGUACUGAAAAGCACAGACGACUACAUCAAUGCAAACUACAUCAAUAUGGAGAUUCCUGCGUCCAGCCUGAUAAACCGCUACAUAGCGUGCCAGGGCCCACUGCCCAACACCUGCCCUGACUUCUGGCGGAUGACCUGGGAGCAGGGCUCGUCGAUGGUGGUUAUGCUGACCACACAGGUGGAGAGGGGCAGGGUGAAGUGUCACCAGUACUGGCCCAACCCAGACAGCAGCGCCACCUACGGAGACUUUAAAGUCACGUGCCACAACGAAGAAGGCAACUCCGCCUUCCUGGUGCGGGAGAUGACUCUCACUCACUCACAGAGUGAGCAGCAGAGAGAGCUCACUCAGCUCCAGUACCUGGCUUGGCCGGACCACGGCGUUCCUGAUGACUCUACAGAUUUCCUGGACUUUGUGGCUCUGGUACGAAGCAAACGGGCCGGACAGGACCAGCCCAUGGUGGUGCACUGCAGCGCCGGUAUUGGUCGAACUGGGGUUCUGAUCACCAUGGAGACAUCAUUGUGUCUGAUGGAGUGCGGCCAGCCUGUGUAUCCUCUGGAUAUUGUCAGAACCAUGAGAGAUCAGAGGGCCAUGAUGAUACAAACACCAAGCCAGUACCGCUUUGUGUGCGAGGCCAUCUUGAAAGUGUACGAUGAAGGUCUGUUCAAGCCCCAAGCAGCGGCCGUCUACCAGCUGAAGGAGAAGCCGAGGGAGGAAAAGGCUGAGGAGAAAACGAAGACGGAAGCGAAGAAAGAGGAGGGAAAAGAGGCGGAGAAAGUGGAAGAGGAAGCAGAGGUGGCUGUGGUGGAGCUUCUGGAGGGAGGCCUGGACGAGGAGGACGAGGACGACGACGAGGAAGUGGAGGUGUUGGACGUGGGGGACGUGACAGAAGAGGAGGAGGAGGAGCCGAGCGUCGCGAGCUGCACCAGCGUGACGAGUGAGACCAGCGCGAACCCAGAUCCGGAUCCUGUUCCUGCUGACCCCUGACCUCAGCAUGGAAGUCGCCAGGAGGAGGAGAAAACAGAAGCACUGUUGCACUUUAUGCCGACAAAAACGGAAAAAAAGGACAAACAUGAAAACGCUGAACUGAAACGACAACAAAAAACAACCAGAAAUCCAGCUGUGUUGAAUAGGUACAGUGACGGGGUGUUUUAUGAUCAGGGUUAGAAGACAAGUGUACAAAGAAUUAAAAAAAGUACGAAAAAUAAAGUUUGGAUUGGGAAAUCGCUGUAGUGCCAUAAGUCCGAAGGGGAGGGGCUUCCCCAUGGAUGAAAUGCUCCCCCGACCUUCUUUUUUUUUCUUCUUCUUCUUUUUUUAACCCAAAGGGGUCAUCCUGUCCCCUUCCAAGCGAGUCUGCCAGACGGACCUGCCUUUUUUAAAGUCCUUUUAGCUGAUAAAGAAAGAAAUCUUAUCUUUUGUUCCUCAGACAGAGUAUUUAUUGUGUUUUAGUUUGUGUCAAACCCUGUCCACUGAACAAAAAAAGCUGUAAGUUCUGUUUGUUUGUACGAGUCUAGAGCUUCACGCUUUCCUGAUUAAAUCUUAGCUAGUGAAAUAGUGUUACGCCCCCUGCUCUGUUUUGUUUGAGGUUUUUUUUUCUUUUAGUUUUGGGGCUUUUCAAGGGGGAAAAAAACGCAGUGAUUUAAUUUAUUGUAUUUGAUUUGAAAUCUUUCUCCGCUUUUCUUGUCUACAUUUUUGACAGCAUAGACUCACAGGGGGAUGGCUGAAAGCACUUUUUUGCCUCUUUCACUCGAUGCUGUGGCAAGUUGGGUACUUUCUCAUGCUCUGUGUUUUUGAGCUUGGACACACACAGACACGCAGACACACACACAUUCAUAGUUUGCAGUCCUCAGGGCCUUUGUUUAGUGGAGAUCUUUAUUUAAUUUUUGCAAAUAUUCACAGCAGUAUUCAGGCAGAAAGAGAAAUAGUUACCUGAGCUAGAAUCUGAACUCAACAACUGGGAUCACUUCUCAUUUUUUUAUCCUGUCAGUGUUCCUGCUGAAGUGUCCUUGAGCCAGACACCAACAGGAAAGCCCUGCAUCAUUCCAGAAGAAAAUCUUCUGUCUGAUCAAAAUUAGUUUUGCCACACAGAUAUUUCCAGGUAUUUCAUGCAUUUUUCUUUUUUUUGUUUUUGUUUCAGGCUUGGUUGAAAAGCUGCUACAAGUUUUAUGCAAUCAGUAUUUGUUUGUUUUUGAGGCGCAUCAACAGAAGUAGUCACAGUGAGCUGAUCUCAGCCUUUAAAAAGGGGUGAGUGAAACUACCUGUUUUGAACUGGGUUGUGGCAAACAGGAGCUUAGUUGACAGGAAAGACUUCAGAGGCAGCACAAACAUUACACAUGAUCAUUUUUUUCCAUCUUCUCCAGUGUUUUACAUCAAUUAUGUUUGUGUGAUGAAAAAGAGAAAUGACUGAUUUUUCCUCACUAGAUUUUUUGAGAGUUUGGUAAAUUAUUUUUUUGAUCUGAUUAACUCAUGGAUUUUUCUGGAAACCCCUGCAGCUCUGUGUUGCUUUGGGGUGUGUGUGUGUGUGUGUGUGUGUGUAUGUGUGUGUGAAGUCUUAUUUGUGUUGCUCUGUCUCCUUCCUUCAGAGGACUUGCAAAACUAUUUUCAUCAUUUUCCCCCCUUUAAAAUCACAAAUGUCAGUUUUUUGGAUUAUAAAUGCACAAGUUUAAAGUUGAAGUAAAAGGAUGCAUGGGUUUCAUUCAUUAAAAAAAAAAGAUAACUGGUGUUUAUUUGUACGCAUCUUAGUAAAUACUACAACUCACUCUCCCUUCACUUACUGUUACUAGUAUUUUAGGUUGUUUUUGUGCAAACACAGGGAGUAAAUUCUUUUUUUCAAAUCAACCGAAGCUCUAAAAGAAGGAUGGGAGGGUCUGUGAAGAUUAAUUUUUAGACCUACCUUAGAACUAGAAGAAAACAAUUUUCUAAAUUGUAAAUGGGUCUAGACUUUGACUGGGCCAUUUUUGAACAGGAUUUAAACAACUCCGUCUAUUUUCCAAUCAGCCUCAACCAGCUUCCUUGUCUCAGUUUAAGAAAAGCAUGACCACAGCGUAACACUUCCACCACCCAGGUUUACCAUAUUUACAGUAUUAUGUGUUUUUCACACGUAAGCUAAAAUAUUCAGCUUAAGCUGGCUCACCUUCUUCCACUUGUUUCCAAACCGCAGAUGGGAUGACUUUCUUCUUGCCUCCAGUUUUUUCUUGAGCAUUCUUUAAUAAACGACAGAGUCCUGAUUUUGACAGAAAUUAUACUCUGCUGAAGUUACACAAGUGGACUCUACUUCAAGAAAGUAUCUAACUUUCUCUUAUUUUCUGAUCACCUUUUAAUCACUCUGAUAACCAUGCAUCAUUUUUCUUCUUGUCAAUUAUGCACAACUUUGUAUUGGCCUAUUGUUUAAAAAUACCAAUUACAUUGAGUUCCUUGGUUGUAAAUUGAACCAAAAAAUGUUAAAAACUUAAAAUGUUCAUAAACUUUUGAAUAUUCACCUCCUCUUUGCACAAAAUUGGAAAAAUGCAUCCGAAUCCACCCGAGUCUUGCUCGAGAAAAUAUUUACACAGUGUUUGAAUCCUCCUUUUUCAGAGAGCUGAAUCAUAAUUUUAAGGAUGAACAAAGAGCUGCCAUCCUCUUCCACUUUUUAUUUAUUGCUUAAGCUUUCCCUCUAGUGUGUCACCCUCCCAAAUUCAGCCCAGCAUCCUUCAGUCAUCUCUGCAUAGCCCACACAGCAUCCAUUCUCCUCAUUCUUUCCACCCAGAUGCCUCUGUUUUCGGUUCUUUGUACACAGAUCCCACUCUCUCUGCAUGGCCUCAAGGCAAAACGACACAUCUGAGCAGAGUACGCCGGGUCCAGAAGCACAGCUCAGUUUUAAACCAGCUAAUCAAUGGCUUGCUAAAGAACUGGUUUUAACUGUUUUUGUUGAUGUGCGUGUGUGUGUGAGAGAGAGAGCUUAAAGCUGCAAAUCAGCUUAAAAAGAAACUUAACAAAAGCGGAAAAAUCUCCAUAAUUUGUCGGGAAUUUUAUAAUUUAAGUGGGAGUUUAAGGUACUGAUUGAUAGAAGUCGGGAGGAGACGAGAUGUGGGGAGGGUUUCAGUUUGUUGUAUUUUUGUAAAAAACUAAUAUCAGUUUUAAUUGGUUAGGAGAAGGGGACAGCACUUUGUAGAGAGGCUGGGGGGGCAGGUAGUGCUACUGAACAUAAAAAGCAGAUCUAAGAGACGUAAAGCAUUGUUAAAAUAAGUACUUUUAUUCUUAAUUUAUCGUUGUUUUUCUUUGAAAAUGAGACACCUGUAAAGAACAAAGAAGAGAACUCCUAAUGACACAGUGCCACUUGUUCAUUUUGUGUAAAUAUUACUAGACCAUGUAAAUACAAUGUUGUAUAUGAAAAAAAAACUUUAAAAUAAAAGGGAAAAUCAUUUGUGAGCAGAAAAAUGGUUUUAUUUUUAUUUGGAUGAUUCCAAAUGUGACACAAAUGCUGUGUAAUUCAAAGUUUUGUUUGUUUUAUUUCAAUCUAAAACAGCGAGUGUAUAUAUUUAAUGAACCACAAAGUGUUUUACCGUAUUAUAACCUUUGGUUUAUUUCCUACCUGUGUCAUAAAAAGAAGCUUUUGUCCUCAGUUGCUCGUUUUUUAUCUGGUAUUAUGGUUUUACGGUGCUUUGGACAUGUCUAUAAGCUUGAUUCUGAACAAUUAAAGCUUGUCUGUCAAAGCAUG